CUCGGGGAGGGACUUAAAGGGCCGGCUCGUUCCGCGGCUGCGGGUUGCCGCUGCACUGACCGUCCGGGGCCCGCGCCCGCGGGCGAAGACGCGCCAGCCCUAAUCCCGCACCACCAUGUAAACGGCACUGGCAGGCGGACGCUGGUUCCUCCGCCGGGGACCCCUCCGCCUCGACCCGGGCCCCGCGGCCCUCGAUGAGGACACACCAUGCUAACCGGGGUGACGGAUGGUAUCUUCUGCUGCCUGCUUGGCGCGCCCCCCAAUGCGGUAGCGCCACUGGAGAGUGUCGAGUCCAGCGAUGGCUACACCUUUGUGGAGGUCAAACCUGGUCGUGUGCUGCGGGUGAAGCACGCUGGACCCACCCCAGCCCCCACCCCACCUCCGCCACCACCUCAAGAUGCUGCCCAGGGGGACAGGUCUGGCUUGGUCCGCUGCCAGCGCCGGAUCACUGUGUACCGCAACGGGCGGUUACUGGUGGAGAACCUUGGCCGGGCACCCCGAGCUGACCUCCUGCACGGGCAGAAUGGCUCCGGAGAGCCGCCGGCCGCCCUGGAGGUGGAGCUGGCUGACCCGGCGGGCAGCGAUGGCCGCUGGGGCCCCGGCAGUGCCAGCAAUGGCAAUGGCAGCAGUGGGCGGCGGCGGCGAGCCCGACGCCCCAAGAGGACCAUCCACAUUGACUGUGAGAAGCGCAUCACUAGCUGCAAGGGCGCCCAGGCCGACGUGGUGCUCUUUUUCAUCCAUGGUGUCGGCGGCUCCCUGGCCAUCUGGAAGGAGCAGCUGGACUUCUUUGUGCGCCUAGGCUACGAGGUGGUGGCACCUGACCUGGCAGGCCAUGGGGCCAGCUCUGCGCCCCAGGUGGCCGCAGCCUACACCUUCUAUGCGCUAGCUGAGGACAUGCGGGCUAUCUUCAAGCGCUACGCCAAGAAGCGGAACGUGCUCAUUGGGCAUUCCUACGGCGUCUCCUUCUGCACAUUCCUGGCACACGAGUACCCAGACCUGGUGCACAAGGUGAUCAUGAUCAAUGGCGGGGGCCCCACGGCGCUGGAGCCAAGCUUCUGCUCAAUCUUCAACAUGCCCACCUGUGUCCUGCACUGCUUGUCACCCUGCCUGGCCUGGAGCUUCCUCAAGGCCGGCUUUGCCCGCCAAGGGGCCAAGGAGAAGCAGCUGCUUAAGGAGGGCAAGGCGUUCAAUGUGUCAUCCUUUGUGCUACGGGCCAUGAUGAGUGGCCAGUACUGGCCCGAGGGCGACGAAGUCUACCACGCCGAGCUCACCGUGCCCGUCCUGCUCGUCCACGGCAUGCACGACAAGUUUGUGCGGGUGGAGGAAGACCAGCGCAUGGCCGAGAUCCUGCUCCUGGCGUUCCUGAAGCUUAUAGAUGAAGGCAGCCACAUGGUGAUGCUAGAAUGCCCAGAGACGGUGAACACCUUGCUCCACGAGUUCCUGCUCUGGGAGCCCGAGCCCUCGCCCAAGACUCUGCCGGAGCCCCUGCCCGCGCCUGCGGAGGAGAAGUAGCCAUCAGACCGGCGGGGCAUCGCUUGGCCCAUCGGUGUUUCGGGGCCGCAGCCAGGAUCCCUGCAGAAGACGACCUUGUACAGACGUCCCUCUUCCUUCCCUCUCCAGCCAAAGGCACGGGCCGAGGCAGGCCCCCAACCCCGCUCUCUGUCUUCCGUGUCAGCCAUGCUUCAUCCUGGGACCCCCGAGCACCCCAGGGACCCUCGGGGCCAGUCCCAUUGCCUGAGACCCUCCCUAUCUCCCUAUCCCCUAUUCCUCGGCGCUAGGAGCUAUUGUUGCCCAAGGGCGGGGGGUGGGGGGGGGCGGGGGGAUGGGAGGGUUGGCGCCACCUAACCUGCACAUCUCAACUUGUAACUCAGUAAAAAGAAGUGACAAUCGGA
This is a messenger RNA of Lemur catta (Ring-tailed lemur), 1892 nucleotides long. It is a transcript of the gene ABHD8, whose product is annotated as abhydrolase domain containing 8. Lineage: Eukaryota; Metazoa; Chordata; Mammalia; Primates; Lemuridae. The transcript is spliced from 6 exons. The coding region runs from base 208 to 1512 and encodes 434 amino acids. Gene Ontology annotation, molecular function: catalytic activity. The record is from RefSeq and is a predicted model, not a curated record.